This is a messenger RNA of Trametes versicolor FP-101664 SS1, 1131 nucleotides long. RefSeq lists its product as uncharacterized. The record is from RefSeq and is a predicted model, not a curated record. NCBI's taxonomy places the organism in Eukaryota, Fungi, Basidiomycota, Agaricomycetes, Polyporales, Polyporaceae. The transcript is spliced from 3 exons. The coding region runs from base 1 to 1131 and encodes 376 amino acids.
AUGGUUGGUGUCAUCGGUUGCGGCGGAGAGACAGUGAACUGGGGGUGGCCAUCAGAGUUGUUCGUCAUCGACGGUAAGACCUACGCGAUCCACCACGACCCGACUGCGGACCCCAAAGCGAUGUUCUUCAAUGUUCAAUUUUUCGCCUCUCCUACGCUCACUCCCGGCGUACAUACGCUCGUGGUCACAAACCCAAACGGGACUGCGCCAAAUAGGCUUUGGCCGGAUCAUUUCUGGUACAUUCCGUCAGAUGUUGCCAGCAGUACAGUUACGCAAUCUACCAGCUCGGGUACAACUCUCUCGUCAACCAAGUCAACGUCGCUAAGCUCUUCGCUAGCUUCCGCUUCUUCCACCCAUACCUCUGCCACCCUGGCAACUCUUGCCACUGCUUCGCAAUCGACAUCCUCUGUUGCGUCCUCUAUCGUUCCUACCACAUCCCUUCUCCCUACUGCCCAAUCUCCUGCCUCCACUAUCACGUCCUCCAUGCUCGUUACCUCCGAUGCCCUCACCUCCGAUACCUCAUCUUUCGUUUCCACGCCCUCGCUCCUUGCCUCCGUUUCCGCUUCUACAUCUGUCUCUGUAGCUCCGGAAAGUGCAUUGUCCGGGAGCGCAGCCUCUGGCCGUCCACCGAACCUUGUUGCGAUCAUAGGAGGGGCGGUGGGCGGGGCGGUGGCAGUCUUGCUACUGGCGAUGCUGGCUAUCUACUACCUGAUCAAACGUAAAUUGACUCGGGCACAGUGUGUGCCUCAAGUGGACGGUUACGAGGGUAGCUCCACGAGCUCGCUAUCGACAGGACACAGGCCCCGUCUCCCGACGUGGGAAGCGCCGAAUCGUGCACUCUCCGCCGUGUCUCUCCUGGCUAGGGAACAAGACGCCUCCGCUCUACAGUCUGCCAUGGCACCCGCACCUCCGUCGGCUCCGUUGCAGCGGCAGUCCAGACCGCCGCCCCUACCCCUUCUCGCGGGGGAAAGUACACUGCAGAGGUCUGGGGUGUCGUCGCUAGCAUCCAACGCGCAGUCCGUUCUGGUCUCCGCAUCGGACCAUCAGCACACGGCGACGUCCAAUCAGACGCUUCUAUCGCACGAGGCGGGCGAGUUCGAGCACUUAGGCCCUCCUCCGUACGCUCGGUGA